AUGCGGAUCACGGUAGUGUUAGCUGUGACUGCUAGUGACCGGAAGCUUCCACCGCUCAUGAUUUGGAAGGAGAAGAAAGGAAAUCGCGCUAAAUCUACUGUGAACUCUGUGUGGGUGGCUAAUCAACCCAAUUUUUGGGUGUAUUCUGAGCUGCUAUCGGGCUGGAUUGACCGUGUAUUUCCACCUGUACUGGAUUCUCCGGUAAAAGCUCUUGUGUGGGACUCAGUGAGAGCGCAUAUAUCCAAGAAGAUUAAAGCUAAGUGCCAUCAGCGAGAUAUUGCCAUGUGCGUUGUGUCGGGAGGCUUAACACCCUACCUUCAAGCUGGUAACAUUGGUAUUUACAAGGCUUUCAAGGACAAUUUAUCGGGUUUAAACGACCAAUGGAAGCAUUCAGCAGCCGUUGAAUACACCCCACGCGGAACUAUCCGCUCUCCAUCCGUUGACAUUGCUCUACAAACAGCAGCGACAACCUUCUGUGCUCAAACAAACGUGCUGCAACAGAGCACAUGCGUACCACUAGCUACGCAAGCCAUCUGCAUCUUCAACUUCUUCAAGGAGAUAUUCGCUUCGGCGAAUUUGUUGAUUCGGUUUGGGGAUGAAGACGAAUUCGGUGUUGAAGUCGGAGAAGACAAAGCUCAAGUCCAUUACCUAUAA
Molecule: messenger RNA, 654 nt
Organism: Plasmopara halstedii
Lineage: Eukaryota; Oomycota; Peronosporomycetes; Peronosporales; Peronosporaceae
Product: DNA-binding centromere protein B (CENP-B)
Exons: 3
Coding region: 1-654 (217 amino acids)
Molecular function (GO): nucleic acid binding
Source: RefSeq, a predicted model, not a curated record